Molecule: messenger RNA, 760 nt
Organism: Exophiala oligosperma
Lineage: Eukaryota; Fungi; Ascomycota; Eurotiomycetes; Chaetothyriales; Herpotrichiellaceae
Exons: 1
Coding region: 1-738 (245 amino acids)
Cellular component (GO): intracellular anatomical structure
Source: RefSeq, a predicted model, not a curated record
AUGUCAAUCAUCCCUUCGUCCGACACCGACUACGCUCGUCUCUUGCUUUCGAACCCACCACCCAAAAACCCGGAGGGGGUCGAACGUACAAUCUCCGCCUUGUCCCUCCAGGCUCACAUCGAAGGUGGAUUCUUUGCAGAAACGGACCGUGACGGACUCUUGGUCCCAAACCCCUUUUUGGGCCUACCCUACCUCACCAACGCCACCGCCAGAGACGCCUCUACAACUCGCAGCGCAAGCACCACCAUUUUUUAUCUGGUCGGCCCUACCAGCCCGGUGGGUCACUUCCACCGUAACCGCGGGAGGACGGUUCACACCCUCCACCGAGGACGCGGGAGGUACGUCCUUUUGCACGUCGACGAGCGAGACCAAGACGGCAGGGUUCCGGUCGAGACGUUCGUCGUGGGUCACGACCUGGAACGAGGCGAAAGGUUGCAAUGGAUCGUCGACGGUGGGAAAUUCAAGGCCAGUUUCUUGUUGCCCGACACCGACACUACCGCCGGACACGGUGAUGGUGGUGGUGAGGGUGGAGGUGAUCAAAGUCAACAAGGUUUGUUGAUUUCGGAAACCGUCGUACCUGGGUUCGAAUAUUCGGACCAUGAUUUUCUCACUGCUCAAGGUAUGGUGGAAUAUCUUGAUCGAAACCAAAUCAAAGAGUUGAAAUGGUUGUUGAAAAGGGACGAACAGGAUAAAUUGGAAGAGGCUCUGGAAAAGAAACAACAAGACAUGAAGGCAUGAAGUCCGAACUGGUUGAUAUCUA